ACAUCAGAAAAACUUAAGGACGCAGCAACUACUACAAGUUGGGCAACUCAAAUGGAAGAAGAACUUAAAGAUAAGAUUAACAGGGAACACAAAGAGACAGUUCCAACUACUUCGGGCAUAGCUAUAGUACCCACAAGAAAGAUCACUCAUAAUACUCCAGCUCCAAUUCCUAUUCUCAGCCCAAAUAACCCUUAUAUUCAGGAUACCUCAACAAAUACAAAGGGUGAGGCCCAAACGGAAAGGGCAGAAAUAAUAGAGGUUCUAACACCAAAUAAUACAGGUUUGGUACCACAAAAAAUGGAAAUUGAAUCAGCAGCAGAAGAAUUGGAUAAACCUGCUCCAACUGCCUCAAAAAUGGAAGUCCUAACGAACUUAAAAGAACCAAGUUUAUCCCAAAACACCUUACAAGAAACACCAUUUACAGUAGUUUCUUACAAGAAAUCAAACAACAAAAAUAGCAAAAAGAAAGAAGAGGAGGAAAGGAAACUUACACAUCCGGGUCAACAACACAGAGUUUAUGAGAUCACCUCUCGG
Molecule: messenger RNA, 534 nt
Organism: Dentiscutata erythropus
Lineage: Eukaryota; Fungi; Glomeromycota; Glomeromycetes; Diversisporales; Gigasporaceae
Source: the annotation of a GenBank genome assembly